This is a messenger RNA of Leptopilina boulardi, 4898 nucleotides long. RefSeq lists its product as uncharacterized. The coding region runs from base 50 to 4612 and encodes 1520 amino acids. The transcript has 3 exons. Lineage: Eukaryota; Metazoa; Arthropoda; Insecta; Hymenoptera; Figitidae. The record is from RefSeq and is a predicted model, not a curated record.
AGACUAAGAUUAUUAUUCGUAUAUUUCAAUAAACAUAUAUUAUUGCAAAAUGAUAAUCUACAGGAAAAUAUUAUUCUUUUUUGUUUUCUUUCUAAUAAAAAUAAACACUUUUUGCUCAUCACAAUAUUUAAAUUAUCAUGAACAGACUCAAGUAUCAUUGGAUGAUCUUUUUAGAGUAUAUGAUCGAAUAGAAAUAAUAAAUGAAUUUCUGAAGCCAAAAUAUGAAAAAUUAUUUAUAAUAAUAGCAGAAGAUAUGAAAGAUGGUAUCCAAUUAGCUGAAUAUUUAAGUAAAAAUAAAAGAGUGACACCUGAAUGGAAUGAAUCUUGGUCUCAUUGGAAAAAAGUCAUAUAUCAGGAAAUUAUGGAAUGUUAUUAUCUAUAUUACAGUAACGAGAGAUAUAUCCUUGUCUAUCCAAGAAAUGUGACUGAUAUAUUUCUUGCAAAUUAUUUGACAAAAAGAACUAUAGAAUUAUCAGACAAUAUAAAAGUGGCUCUAACAUGUUCAAUGAACGAAAACAAUUUUAAUUCAUUGCUCCUUUAUGGAUUAAGCUUGUUUAGAACUGAAAUUGCAAAUUAUUAUAGUUUUCUUGAUAGAAAAAUUAUUUUUAUCCCACUAAGUAUAACAAGUUCUAUCGGAGAAAGAGAUAUGGAUAAGUUAAGUGAACAUUAUCACAAUACAUUUGCAAGAUAUAAUUCUAAUUCUGACAAAAUUUAUAAAGACAUUAUGAAUUUAAAUGACAAAGAGCAAUUGGAAUAUUUGUUAUUAGGAAGUUUAAUGAAAAUGGAAAUAAAAUACCUAUAUUAUAGAAUGAAUUUUUUUACUGAGACUUCACCAGAAAUUCUUAAAUCGAAUUAUCUACCAACAAAUAGUAACUUAAUUAAAUUUUAUAAUUUUUUAACAUGUGUUAGUACUGAAGAUAGUUUUAGAGUUUUAAAUGCCAGAUUUAACAAUAUACUAAAAGGCAGUUAUGAAAAUUCAACUCUAACGGAUAUGUCAAACUUAAAGGGUAUAUUAACUUAUUUACAUUGGAUACAAAAAUUUUAUUCAAAAAUAUUAUCAGAUAAAUCUAAAGUUGGUUUACACAUUAAAAAAUUUAUCGACAACAAUUUUUGUGAAAAUAGAGAAGACAUAAUGUUUACAGAAAUGAUUUGUUUUAUAAAAUAUAUGAAUGACGAUGCCUACAAUCAGGUGUUAGGAUGGAUGAGUCAUUAUCAAUAUUUUAGUGAAGAUUAUUUGAAAGAGGAAGAAGAUUGGCUCAUUAUUAGAUUGGUAAAAAUGUAUAAAAAUGAAAUAUCCAAUGAAUAUUUGUACAAGGAAAUAUCGAAAUUUGAUGGAAAAAAUCAAGACAUAAUGAAACAAGUUUUUUUCACCGUGAACAAUUUGCUAAAUUCUCAAUUAUUUCAUUUAUGCACUCAACUAAACGAUGGAACCUACAAAUUGCAAAUUAGAGGAAAAUUUUUAACCAUUAGUCAAAUUUUACAUAAAAAUUAUUGUCCCAGUAAAGUGACAUUACUUGAAGUUUUAGCACUUAAUAAAAUUUUAAUUAAUGAAGAUGUAGUCAGCCAUGAAAUGAAACAAAUCAUUAUAAUUGCACCAAUUUGGGAAAUUUAUCAGCGCAGAGUUAUAAAUUUAGAUGGAGCUCCUGAAUAUAAAUAUAUGGAUCACCUUCGAAUUGAAAUAAUACGUUCUGCAGUAAAAACCAGUCGCAUUAAUGGUUUACCUGGUGAACACGGAAGACCUGGAGGAUCAUUUUUCGGAGUAGCUGAUACUAUUAUAAAUGGAGAAAAUUUAAAUAUUUCAUGUAAUGGUGGUAGAGGCAGUAAUGGAAAUGAUGGUUUUAAUGGAAUAGAAUUUGAACCGUAUCAAUUCAUUUCGAUUUACCCAGGUAUUGGUGGUAAAGGAGGACAGGGUGGUAUUUCCGGUGAAAUUCAAAUUUUUCUUUUAAAUAAUUUAACGACAUUAACUGUAAAGAGAUCAACUACAAAUGGUAUUGAUGGUAAAUCUGGAAUUAAUGGGACAUAUGUAAAAUCUCGCCAAAAUCGAAUAUUGGUAGAGUUUAUUAACCUAAAAAGAAAAUUAAGCUCACUAAGUUGGUCUAAAAUUGACAGUAACUUGAACUUAAAUUCUCAAAUUAAUCAUCAAAUUGGAAUCAAUUAUUUUAGUGUAACUGUAGUGGAUUACAGAAAAUAUAUUAUAAACAAUAUUCUUGAUAAUAAUGAUGAUACAAGUUUUUAUUUAAAUGUGUAUAGAAAAUUUAAUGGUAAUGCAAAUUUACUGAAACAUCUUACACUAAUUGAUUUUGUUAAGGAAUUAUUAGAUUUAGAAUAUUAUUAUUCAUUGGAAUUAAAUAAAACUAUUUUUCAUUUUAUAUACAUGUUUUUCAAUGAAGGCAUUGAGUUAUAUAAAACAGUUACACAAAAUAUUCAAAUAUCGACUGAUUUUAAAACAAUGUUUUCUAAAUUACAUGAUAUGACACUGAAAAAAGUAAGUGAAUUUCAUAGGAAGUCAAAUACCGAGGCUGUUCUUAAAAUUGCUGUCUAUUUAGAACAAAGUAUUGAAGAUGGUGAAAAAUUAAAAAAUUAUGAAAUUCGCAAAAAAUUACAAACAAUUGGCAAUAAAUUUAAAGAAAAUUUCGAACAAGAAAUUAAAGAAGCUGGAAAAUUAAUUAGUGAGGAUUUAAAAGGGCACUUGGAUGAGAAAAUUGAUAAUUUAAAUAAACAAAUUGAAAACUUAAUCAAAGAAAUUGAUGAAAUUAUAGAUGAAAGUAAAAAAAAUAUCAAAAUGUUAAAUGAAAAAAAGAAAGAACUUGAAAAUAAAAUGAUAUUAAGGAAUUUGUUUACAAUUUUCCGAUUUCUACUUUUAGGAUUGUCAUUUAUAAAUCCUGCUUGUGCAAUAGCUGCCUCUGUAUUAACCAAGGGUCUACCUUUUGCUGAAGAAAAACUUGUAGAAUCUAAUGAUGAUGUAGAGUACAAUGAAAUUCAAUUACCAAAAGCAGUAACUAAAUUUGUAAGCAGGUCUAUAGAAUAUUAUAAGGAAAAAACAAAAAAUGAUUUAGAAAUUGUUCAAGAUAAAUUAAAGGCAAUAAAGGAAAGUAGAGAUAAAUUAAAUUUAUCAUAUGAUGAGGCUAAACCAUUAAUUGAUAUUGAUAAAGAAGUACAUGAACAAUGUAUUUCAAAAUCAAUACAGGGAUUAAAUCGACAGAAAUGUAUGAUUGAAAUUUUGGAAAAAAAAGAAAUUGAAUGGACAGAGAAAAGUGAAAGGAAUAAUCAAAAAUAUAAAAGAUCGUUGCAGGUUAUGAAAAUAGCAGAAAAAUCUUUAGAUGUUGUUAAUUUAGGCAUUGAUCGAUAUAAUAAACAUGCAAAAGCUGCAGCUGCAAAAGAUUCAAUUGAUAGGCAAAUUUUUGAACAGUAUGAUGAGAUAAGAAAAUUGGAAAUGUUUAAAGAAAACAUUUAUAAAAAAUUAGGAUCACAAAUUGAUCGCAUUCGAAAUAAUUUGCAUAAAAGUUCUGAUAAAUUUGCCAUGUCUUCGAGAGCUGUACUUGAAUAUCAAAAAUUUAAAAUGGAUGAAUAUUUAACAGAUGCUUCAACAGAAUUAAGCACAUUGACUAAGGGUUUUAAGGUGGAGGGUGAAGUAGCAAAAAUAAUAGAAAAAAUCAAAAAAACUAUGAGUACGAUUAUUAAUAUGCAUACCUUGGUUAAAAAUUUUAAAAAUGAAUUAAACAAUGCUGAGUAUAUUAAAGUUAUUGCAAUGGCACCUUUUGAUAUCACGAAUCUAAACGAUCCACAAAUAGUUGAAGAUUUUACAGCACUAGAGGAGAUUUAUUAUUCAAAUCGUGUUAUUGAUGAUUAUAAUAAAUUAACAAUAGCCUUGAAAGGUUAUGCAUAUCCAUUAAUAGUAGAAUUCUCCGAAUUUAUGACAAGUCCAAAUAAUAUUUUUAAUAAUAGUAUGCAAAAAGCGAGUAUCAUUGUUGAUAAAAUGAAAAGUUUAAAAUUAAAUUUAAUGAAAAGAAUUGGUCAGGGUGGUUUAUCUAAACAAGUCAAGGAAACUAAAUUUGGUAAUGGUGGUUCUAAAUCUGCAUUUUAUAAGUGGAAUAGCAGCAAUUAUUCAUCAGCAAUUAGAGAUAUUCUCGAAGGAAAAGAAGUUAAAUUAUUUGCAAAUAUUUCGCAAGGAGAACAUUUUAAUGCAUUAAAGUUUCGUGAUGUGGACAUUUUGCUGACUUCAACAGAUCCUGAAAUUAAUGAAGAAUUAAAGAAUCUCUUGAAGGACUAUGACAUAUAUUUAAAUCACAAUGGUGACUCAUACUAUGAAUGUAACAAAAAAGUGCAUCUAAUUAAAUCUGGUUCUUCUGGCACAUUGUUUAAAUUUUUGAGCUCAUCAAGAAAAAGGCGUUCACUUUAUGAUAAUAAUAAUGAUUAUAUUUUAAGUCCUUUUGCUACUUGGACAAUACGUCUUCAUCGCGAUAAUGGUAACAAUGAUUUUGCUCCAUUAGCUAAAUUUGUGGAUAAAGUAAAUGUUGAAUUGAUUGGCGACGGUCAAUUUAUACCAGUGGAUGAUUAUAUUUGUAGUGAUUACUUUUUAAAUUUUUACAAACAAGAAUUGCAGGUUAAUUAAAUAGUGUUUCUUGUGUCGAUUAUUUGUGCAGCAAUUGCAAUUUCGGAAAAACAAAAAUUUGUGCAAAUAAAAAUAUGGACAAAUUAAGAUUCGGUAAAUUGGAAAUUAUAGCAUUUAAAAAUUUCUAGAACUUGUUAAAUUAGAAUUAUGCUAAAUUAAAAAUCUUUUAAAUUAGAAUUCUUUUAAGUUAAAUUUUUACGUAAUGAGAAAUAGUGUAAAAUAAAAAUUCUACAAAAUUAAAAAUUAUCUAAAAAUUCUGUUAAUAAAAAAUUAGUGAAACAAAUGA